Echinostoma caproni is the source of this 1347-nucleotide messenger RNA. NCBI's taxonomy places the organism in Eukaryota, Metazoa, Platyhelminthes, Trematoda, Plagiorchiida, Echinostomatidae. The record is from the annotation of a GenBank genome assembly.
AUGCCACCGGAAGUUGAAGAACUGGAACGCGCUGUGACGGAGACUAGCGCAACCGGAUCUGAGGGCCCAGUCACUCCGAAACGGGCGUUUUGUUUACUGUUCCAUUGUUAUCAACGUCAAGGCGGAAGUGUGAUUCAGUUUAUUCGUGAUUUGCGCACUAUGAACCGAUCGAGUUCACCCCUCCUCGACCAUGCGGGUUCAACGCUGGAGGCUUUGGUUAAUUCAACUGAUUCUCCAAAGUCCACACAUUUGUCCCCCGGGUUCCACUUUGAUUGCGACUUCAGACCCGACAAAAAUCCUCAGUAUAAACUCUGUCGUGGCUUAUACAAAUCAAGGAGGAGCAAGGUAACUAGUGCGAGUGACUCUUGCCAAAACAGUGAUUUGACACCUAAGAAGACAUUGAUGAACACAGUUGAGGAGCAUGAGUUGUACUCGUCAGGUCACCAGUGGUUAAAUGAGGCUAGACGUCGCCGGACGAGUGCCCCUGUCUCCGGAAUCCACAGUUCAAGUAACUCUCACGAUCUUCGACCCCGCUUCGAACUGGCCACACCACUCAAACGUGCUAGGCAUGAGGAACACAGUCCGACAGAAUCUAGUCUACGCAGUACAAAAAAGGCACGACUAAGUGAACCACAAACGGAACAUGUCCGUAGGUUGCAGUCAUCGACAAGCAUGAAAAAAGGAAAGUUACGAUCGAAAAUCAAACGUGCACGAUGUGUGGACACAGUUCAGUCGGUUAAACAGUCUCUAUUGCCGGAUCUUUGGCAUCCACGUUUGAUUGAUCAAAAACUCAGCCCUUCACUCCUGUUAGCUUCUGUGGAAUCAAAACUAGAGGAAACGAGACGACAAACUUUGGAGUUUCGACGCAAUCUGGAUGAGCUACGAAAAAAGUUGGAUCGAAAUCCGGUAAAAUCAGUAGGAGCAUCAGCAUGUGAUUCGCUCCAAACAGACAAACCCAAUCAGCCGUCAACUUCUGUCACAACCCAGUUUACUUCACAGCACACACCGCUAAGUGACAGAAAGCUGUGGCACCUGACUAGUUUGUUUGAUCAACCAGAAGCACCGACUUGGAAGGCGAUGUUAGCUAUUUGUGGUUUGGAUCGCACCCCUGAUUCCACAUCGAGCAUCCACGACCAGUUGAUGACACAAAUCGAGCAACUGGCGCAUUCAGACUCUCGUGUUUCGAUUUAUUUAAUCCUCUUGUCUUGGUUGGAACACUGUUCUAAUGGGAAGAUAUGCGAAAAGCAACCGACAUGGGAAACUCUGCUUGAUUUAUUCAGAAAGAAUGGAUACAAAAAAUUUGCCAAUCACUGUGCAACACGAGUGGAUAGCAUAAAACCUUGGUAG